This is a messenger RNA of Homarus americanus (American lobster), 577 nucleotides long. RefSeq names its product pro-resilin-like. Bases 41 to 460 code for a protein of 139 amino acids. The transcript is spliced from 3 exons. The record is from RefSeq and is a predicted model, not a curated record. NCBI's taxonomy places the organism in Eukaryota, Metazoa, Arthropoda, Malacostraca, Decapoda, Nephropidae. Gene Ontology annotation, cellular component: extracellular matrix.
GUGCUGGUGUCUGCAGUCGAUCACCAGACACAACACAGUCAUGAACACCAAGGUAGUCCUUCUGCUGGGUGCGGUGGCGCUGGCUGCUGCUGACAGUUUUCCUUCAUACUCCUACAGGGGCCCUCACGGUUCCUCUGAAGAGUCUUUUGAGUCUUUUGAGUCUUAUGAGUCUAGUGAGGCUCAAUACAACUUCAACUACGCCGUGAAGCACGACCCCUCCGGCAACGACUUCGGUCACCAGGAGACCCGCGACGGUGACAACACCCAGGGGUCGUACUACGUGCAGCUUCCCGACGGCCGUCUGCAGACUGUGACUUACUUCGUAGACGGUGACUCAGGCUACAUCGCUGAUGUCAAGUACGACGGAGAGGCUCGCUACCCCGACUCAUACGAGUCCUUUGAGUCGUUCGAGUCCCGGGAGGCUCCCCGCUACGCCCCUCCCAGGAGAGUCUAUGGUUGAGUUUUGUGUCUCCUGGUGUACACAACGGCAGGCACUGCCUAUAUAACACUAAUAUAUAAUAUAUCUAUCAAAAUGUUAUUGAUGGUUUUCAUGAAGGUUAAUAAAAUUAUUUUAUUA